Xiphias gladius (swordfish) is the source of this 1694-nucleotide messenger RNA. It is a transcript of the gene hirip3, whose product is annotated as HIRA interacting protein 3. Lineage: Eukaryota; Metazoa; Chordata; Actinopteri; Istiophoriformes; Xiphiidae. Gene Ontology annotation, cellular component: nucleus. The transcript has 8 exons. The coding region runs from base 67 to 1404 and encodes 445 amino acids. The record is from RefSeq and is a predicted model, not a curated record.
CGUCACUUCCACCUGCUUCCGGCGAGCCUGCCACCGCCAAAAAUGGAACGUCCACAGUGAGAAGCGAUGGUGUCACACAAGGAGACGGCGAGCAUCCGCGGGUUUGUGUGCGCUCAGCUCCGCGAUGAGCCAGACCUAAGCACACUGACCUUAGGAAUAUUAAAAAGACGAUAUUUGGCACAGUCAGCACACGAAUCACUAAGUCCAGAGUCCAGAAAUUACAUGAGACGGGUGGUUGAGGAGGAACUGAUGAAAAUGCAGGACUACGACAAAAAUGGAGGUGAGCUGGAGACCAAGAAGCCCCAAAGCAAAAGGAAGAGAGAAAGGGGAAAUGAUGAGGUGAUAAGUGGGGGAGAAGAUGAGGAUGAAUCCAGGGCAAAGAAAUCCCGUUGUCAGUCAAGCUCAUCAUCAGAAUUGGAAGAUAAAGAGGGCUGCAAAACAGGAAGUGAGGAGAGUGAAGUGGAAGACCAAAUGAAAUCUGGAUCGGAGGACGCAGAGCAAGAGGUGAAAAAAUCACGGCAAAAGACAAAUGGAAACCGUAAACGGCAGGUGAACACAGAAGACUCUACAGAUGAGGAAAUGAAUGAGUCAGAAAAAGAAGGGACUCAGAGUAACUGCAGUGACAGUCCAAGAGAAAUAGUGAAAAAGAAAGUAAAUACUAAAAAGACUAGAGAGACAAGAAGAAGCAGUUCAAGUCCAGGGAAGAAAAAACCACAGAGUGAUGAAGAGAAUGAAACUGAAACAGAUUGCAAGUCAGUAAGGAGUGACAAAAUCAACAGUAAUGAUUCUUCAGAUGACAGUAAAAAAGAAGAAAAAGUCUCACUGGAAAAUAAAAAUAACGACCCAGACUCAGAUUCAUCAUCACUCCCUUCUUUGGAGGAUAACCAGGAGAGUGGAACAGAAAAUAAUAAAGAUAAUAAAAAGAAGAAAACAGUGAAAAAAGAACAGAGCACCAGAGGUCAAAAGCAGGAUGACAACAAAGCAGUUGUGAGGCUCAAACGCUACAUUUCUCUCUGUGGUGUGAAGCGGAAUUACAAGAAGCUCCUCGAUGGCUGUCGCUCUGUUCGGUCCAUGGUGGCUGUUCUGAAGAAGGAACUUGAAGAUCUUGGUGUUCAGGGUCAGCCAUCUAUUAAGAAAUGCAAAACAGUCAGAAUGAAAAGAGAGGAGGCUCAGGAACUAGCUGAGCUUGAUGUCAGCAAUAUCAUUGCCACACAAGGUCGUCCUAAACGCAGAGGACCCUCAGCAUGGGAGGAACGACACGACCCUCCGUCCUCUACAUUUCAGCGUACUUUGAACUCCGACUCUGAUAGUGAUCAGGAAAACGAUACACACAGAGGGCGCAGAAGAGCAAUGGACUGGGCCAACCUGCAGGGGAUCAUCAGUGAUGAUGUAGACAGUGACUGACAGGGACAUUUCCUCUUCCAGUCUUCAGAAGCCACUGAUGUGGACAUUACUUUUUCUCUAUAUGAGUUGGGUAUCGGUCUUUAAAAAGUGUUUUGAUACUAAGGAUACUACAAAUUUCUACAUCUUUUGCAAAAAAAUAAUAAUAAUAAUAUAACUGAUAAAAACUGAUAGGGUAUGUGGAUGGUGUUUGAAUGGAUGACCAGUUUUUGCCAAGGAAAACAGUAGAGUUAAGUUAUUUCUAAUGUACACCAAUUUUCUAUUUCAAAUAAAAGUCUUUUGUACAUAUGGAA